Messenger RNA from Caenorhabditis remanei, 738 nucleotides. RefSeq lists its product as uncharacterized. The record is from RefSeq and is a predicted model, not a curated record. The coding region runs from base 1 to 738 and encodes 245 amino acids. The transcript has 3 exons. NCBI's taxonomy places the organism in Eukaryota, Metazoa, Nematoda, Chromadorea, Rhabditida, Rhabditidae.
AUGAUUAGUGUGAUCUUCACUCUUCUCGCUUUCACUGCAUCUGAUGUAAUGGCUGCCAUCGUGGACGACUUUUCCUGUACCGAUAUGACCUCAUACACAUCUCUUGCUACUGCUUGUUCCAACAACAUUGCCGAUUCGUCUUGCGCAGUUCUUUACAAAGAAUCAGCUGCCGGAGUUGGAUAUCCAGCACCAGGAAACUCUGUACAACGUCCAUUUGCGUGUUACAGUACUGCUGCGGCAGGAGGAUCUGUAGAUCAAGGAAUGAAGCAGGCAGCUAUCACGAACUGUCCAAAAACUUGUGGAAUGUGUUGUUUGACACCAGCAUACAAUUGUUCCAACGCCCAAUUCCCAGCUUUCAAUUGUGCCACAGUUCUCCAAUCCCAAUGUACUUCCUCAAUCUGGCGUGAAAAGAUCGCUCAGAAUUGUCCAUCAGUCUGUGGAUUCUGCAACGACGGAGGAUGUGUCGAUGGAGUGACGAACUGUGCCAAUGACAUCUCAAUCUGUACCAACAUCAAUAUGCAAUCAUUUGUGAAUGAAUAUUGCAAGAAGACUUGUGCCAGAUGUCCAGCUAAUCCAUCGGGUCCAUCCAAUCCAGGUAACCCAGGUAACCCUUGCAUCACCUAUCCAGCCGACACUUCAACAUCGUGCCGUGCUUGGGCUGCCAACGGAUUCUGCACCAAUGACUUCUACAAGAAUGUCUGGAGACAAUAUUGUGCCACCACUUGCAGAAUUUGCUAG